Molecule: messenger RNA, 2444 nt
Organism: Panonychus citri (citrus red mite)
Lineage: Eukaryota; Metazoa; Arthropoda; Arachnida; Trombidiformes; Tetranychidae
Gene: fws
Product: conserved oligomeric Golgi complex subunit 5-like
Exons: 4
Coding region: 8-2389 (793 amino acids)
Biological process (GO): intra-Golgi vesicle-mediated transport
Cellular component (GO): COG complex
Source: RefSeq, a predicted model, not a curated record
UAACAAAAUGAACUCAACAUUAAAUGAGCCUCUCGAAGCUUUUAAAGCUGAUCAACUUUUAUCAUCGCUACUAUCAGAGUCCAAAUCCUCUUCUACCCCUUCACUGUCGAUUGAUGAUCUUCUUACUCAACUAAGUCCCCGAGAGACGGUUCAAAAGCUUGAACAAGCUCGAAUGUUAAUUGAAGGUGAUCUUCAAAAUUUGAUUUCCAGUGAUUUUGAUCAACUUCUCAACGAGACCAACAAGGUAGAAAUCUUGGAAAAUCAUUUAUCUGUAAUCCAAGGAAAGAUUGAAACACUCACAUGCACUUUGGACAAAUUACGAACUCGUCUCAUCGAACCUUACAAUAGGGUUGCCCAUCGAAUUGCUCUUCUUAAUCGCCUGCAUGCGACCUGUGAUCUUCUCCGUCGUAUUGUCCGUUUCAUGCAACUUUCCCGUCGUCUCAAGCAAACUGAUUUCAAGGAAGCCGAUCAACCAACAAUCAACCGUGAAGUGAUUAAAGCAGCACAAUUUGUCCACGAGUUGAACAGCCUAAUCUCUCAAGAUGAUAGUCUCCUUCGUAUCGAUAUUAUCAAGGGCGAUUUAAUCCAAUUGGGCGAUAAGCAAAACGAUAUCCUUGAAAUAGCCAAUACUUGUUUCGCUAAUGGUUUCUCAAAAUCGGACUCUGUUUCUGUUGGUGUUGCUCUUCAUGUUUAUUACUUUUUUAAUAUUCUCGAUGAGAAAAUAGAUCUAUUUUUACAAUCGAAAGAGCAAAAGAUAAUCUCAACCAUUCGUGAUGUGUUUGACAUGUCCACUUACAAUCAAACCCGUUCAACUGGUCCAGGAAGUGCCAUUGUCCCAAUGACUUUGGCUCAAUCAGCAAAUUACAAGACUAAAUUGUGGGAUAACAUUGAAAAUCUGAUGGAACAGAUUUUCAUUGCCUUCUCUCAGGCUGAUUUACUUUUCAAAAUAUUAAAAAAGAAACGAGAUCCACUUAAUCAAUCAAGUCUUCUCGAAAGUACCUCAAAGCCAAAUGGAUUGAUUGAAUUCAUCACUCGGAUCAACAAUCUACUCUCUCAGGCCAUGAUUAAAGCGAAUGUCUCAUCAAAUAUAAUCAAGGAAGUUCUUGAAGGUGAAUAUCCGAGAAUCCUUCGUUUAUUUACCGAAGUUUGGAAGAGAUUAUCUCGAGAUGAUAAAGAUAUCAAUCUUGAGACUAUGAUGAGAUCAAUUUUACACCCGUUCGAAAGUGCUUACCUUUCGAGGUCACUUUCAUUGCUUUUCGAUGCCGUCAACAUAAUUUUCACCGACACAAAGGAAAACUCGUCGUCAUCAGGCUCGUUGAUCAGUAUUCGUGAAAUUGUAUUACCAACUAAGGACGAUAUCGAUUCACUUAUUAAAACUCUUGUUUCCGAAAUGAAUGUUGCUAAUUUAGAUCCAGAAUUAAGUCAAUCAGUGGCCAAAAAUAUUGGUAAAUCAGUGCAAAUGUUUCUAGUUAAGUGUGAAAAGUUAAUUUGUGUUGAAGGAGAUGCCACUCAAGUAAUUGGACCAGCGACUAAAUCACAACAAUGUAAUGCAACAAUCGUUCAUCGACUUGAAUCAUUUAGAAAUCAAAUGGAAACCUUAUUAUCUUCGUGUGAAUCAAGUGAUGAAUCAAUACAAAUUGUCCGUAAUUAUUUAAACAAUUUAGAUUCAUUAAUAAUCAAUACACUUGAUCCACUUAUGAAUUCCGCUCAAGAUUCAAUCGAAGCCAUUAUACUGACCAUUCACAAUGAAGAUUUUUCCAAUUCUCUCAAUGGUCCCCCUCAAUGUUCACUUUAUAUGCGAGAACUUCAAGGAUUCAUCACGAGAGUAAAUGCUGAUUACUUUUCACUUUUCCCUGACACUCCGGUCGUUCGGAACAGAAUUCUAAAAGUUGCCGUUCGAACCAUCGAUUUAUUCCUUCGCCAUGCAACCUUAAUCCGACCCUUAACUCAGAAUGUCAAAAUGAGAUUAGCUGUUGAUUUCGCUCAAUUAGAAGAGGCUUUAUCUACAUUCCAUCAGUUAAUCGGUGAUCUUGGUAAACACUAUCGUAUCCUUCGGGCAUUUAAAUCAUUACUUUUCCAUGAACCUUCAGCGAUAAUUAAAUCUCAAGCUAUUGGCAAACUUAUUCCCUAUUCAAUUGUGAUCCAAUUUUUGAUAUCAACCCAAGGGCCAUCAGAGAUGAAAUCUGCUCAUGAAAAUCGUGGCUGGUCCAUAACAAGAUAUUCUGCUUGGAUGGAUGAACAUCGUGAUGAAGAGCAACGUCUUUUACUCUUCAAAGAAUCCUUGGAAUCCUAUGAAUCUGAAAUAAGGCGGAAAAAAGUAACAAAAUCUUUUCCCGAAGUUUAUACAAUAAUAUUGGAAAUGUUACAAACAGCAUUGGUUAAAAAAUGAUUGAAUUGAUCGAUUAAAUUGAUAACUUAAAUAAUAUUAAAUUAACUAUCCAGCA